AUGGACACCUCUGCUGUCAUUCUGCUUGUCCUUCUAUUGGGGACACUCAACACAGUCCAGUGCCAGUAUGAAGAGGCAAAAUCUGAGGAUGUUGAAGAAGGUGGCCCUCUUGGUUUGAGAAGAGACAAGUUCUCAGAGGAGGAUAACGUAGUGUCCAAUCUGAUUGAAAGGGCUGCUGACAAGAAGGAAGACGAUAUCCCUGAGGAGGAGAAGUACACCGUGUCUGGUCUGAUUGAAAGGGCCAGCAAGAAUGCAGGGCAAGCGCUUGAUGACCCAGAGAUCACAGAGGGUGAUAUCGCAGUGUACACUGGGUUCCAGAACGCUGACCCCUGCACCUCGCGUGGCUGCAAGUGGCCUCGUGCCCGGGACGGCUUAGUCUACGUGCCUUACUACAUCUCCAACCAGUACUCGUCCCGUGAAAGAGCCACCAUUGAGAGGGGCCUGCAGUCUUUUGCCCAGUCCACCUGUAUCCGCUUCCGACGACGCACAAGGGAGAGAGACUAUGUGCACAUCCAGUCACGCUCAGGGUGCUGGUCCUUCGUGGGGCGUAGAGGUGGAGAACAGAUUUUGUCCCUGGAUCGACGGGGGUGUGUGUACCACAUGGUGAUUCAGCAUGAGCUCCUGCACGCCCUGGGCUUCAACCACGAGCAGUGCCGCAGUGACCGUGACCAACACGUCUAUAUUUAUUACCAGAACAUCGUCAGAGGACUGGCAUACGCCUUCAACAAGAUUAACACCAACAACCUGGGCACCCCCUAUGACUACGGCUCCGUCAUGCAUUACGGAAGGUAUGCCUUCUCCGCAAACCGGCAGCCCACCAUUGUCCCCAUUCCCAACGCCAAUGUGCAGAUCGGAAGAGCCACCCAGAUGAGCCGCAUGGACAUCCUGCGGGUCCAACGCCUCUAUGGAUGCAGUAUGUAG
Molecule: messenger RNA, 921 nt
Organism: Alosa alosa (allis shad)
Lineage: Eukaryota; Metazoa; Chordata; Actinopteri; Clupeiformes; Clupeidae
Product: low choriolytic enzyme-like
Exons: 9
Coding region: 1-921 (306 amino acids)
Biological process (GO): proteolysis
Molecular function (GO): zinc ion binding; metalloendopeptidase activity
Source: RefSeq, a predicted model, not a curated record